AUCUUUGCGUUUCUAUCGGCUCCCCAUCGUCCUUACAGAGAGGAAGAAGCGGGUGAGAAGCAAAAACUUCUCUUUCCACCGUUCUGCCUGUCUUUGCAGACUUGUUCCGAGGCCGAGGUUGUGGGAACUGGCUGCUGCUUCCUGGUCCAGGACUGCUGAGGCAAUAAAGGUGUAGCAAUGGGCCUGGCAGCCUCCUCCCUAACAGGCAUCUCCGAGGUGGUGAUGGCUCUCCAGAGGACCCCUGCAUCACUUCUGCCCUUGCUGCUGACCCUGCUGGGGCUGGUGCUGCUGCAGCCCUCGUAUGGCCAGAUUCCCGGGUACCAACGAUUCCUGAGGGAACACGUGGACUCUGGUGUGACAGGAGGCACUAAUACCUACUGCAACAUGAUGAUGCAAAGACGGCGCAUGACUUUACCUCGGUGCAAGGGCUUCAACACUUUCAUUCAUGAAGACCUUGGGAACAUUCUUAGUAUCUGCCGCAACAACAAUAUUCGAUGCAGGAAUGGCCAGAUGAACUGCCAUGCGGGUGUAGUGAGGGUCACAGACUGCAGGCAUACUGGAGGGGCCAGUGGCCCCAAUUGCAGAUACCAGGCGAGGGCCAGCACGAGACGUGUUGUCAUUGCCUGCAAUGGUAACCCAUUGGUGCCUGUGCACCUUGACCGUUAGAAGCCACCCAGCAGGGGUUAUGGCCCAGCUGCUGGCCUUUACCUUAAAUAGCAAUCAGUUUAAAAAAAAAUUAAAAAAAAAAUUUAAAAAAUGGUUUGAAAACCUAAAAAAAAAAAAUAGCAAUCAGUGUUGCAUUUGGGUUGUCCCAGACUCUGUCUCCACUGCUUCUUUUUUCCUUCUUUUUCCUUCUUUAUAUAACCCGCUCUGUUAAAUACAUUGCAUGAAAGAGAAAGACGAGACAGAAACUUAUCAUGAAUAUGGGCUUUUCUGUAAUAAGCUUCCAUUUAUAAUAUUGGUCAGCUUUGCUGUCUCUGAUCUUAUCCUCUGGAAUUUAGUCAUUACAUGGCACUUCAGGAAUUUCAAGGUGCUUUCAAUCAAGUCACUUCAUUCUAAUACCAUAGCCCCCUUGGGAUGCUGCUGACAGUGUUACAAUAUACAGAAGCCUAAAGUCAAGGGAGUUGCUAAGACCAAAAAGUUAAUAGAAAAGCUGAGACAAAAGUCUACUUUACAUGGUUACUAAUCCAGGGCUUUUUCCACUUCAUCACAAGGAGUGUUUUGAAAGUAUCUGGGUUUUGUUCCUCCCCAAAGUCAGCUGCUGGGGGAAGCUUUAAAAAUUUGGAAAUACAUACUGGCAACAUGAGAGCUCUCUGUGUAUCAUGUGGCAACCUUGCUGUGUUUGGAUCUAAUAAAAGCAAGAAAUGAUACAAGGAAGUUUCUUUUCUUCUUCCCAAACUUUUGAGUCACCCUAGUAAGUCAGAGUAUUCAAAUGUACUAGAUCAUUAUGACUCAUUCGCGCUUCCUGACUGAAAGAGUUUUCAUGUUUUCCUUAUUAUAAAGGAAAUAAAGUACCUAAUGCCAGAUAUG
This is a messenger RNA of Hippopotamus amphibius kiboko, 1530 nucleotides long. Its product is annotated as ribonuclease 4-like. Gene Ontology annotation, molecular function: RNA nuclease activity; nucleic acid binding. The transcript is spliced from 3 exons. NCBI's taxonomy places the organism in Eukaryota, Metazoa, Chordata, Mammalia, Artiodactyla, Hippopotamidae. The record is from RefSeq and is a predicted model, not a curated record. The coding region runs from base 178 to 666 and encodes 162 amino acids.